This is a messenger RNA of Motacilla alba alba, 1881 nucleotides long. It is a transcript of the gene GJD2, whose product is annotated as gap junction protein delta 2. Gene Ontology annotation, cellular component: connexin complex. The transcript has 2 exons. NCBI's taxonomy places the organism in Eukaryota, Metazoa, Chordata, Aves, Passeriformes, Motacillidae. The record is from RefSeq and is a predicted model, not a curated record. Gene Ontology annotation, biological process: cell communication. Bases 602 to 1516 code for a protein of 304 amino acids.
GCGGGGGCGGAGGGGCAGCGGGCGCCCGGCCGGGGCGCUCCGGCAAGGAGGCACUGGGCUGCACAAUGAGCCUCGUGCCUGCCGGGGCAGCCCUUCCUCCGCCCUUCCUCCUCCUCCUCCGUUUAUUUAUUUCAUUUAUUUUUAUUGCAUUUACUUGUUUGUAUUCGCCGGAAUAAUAAAAAUGGGAAAAUCCGAGCGCUGCUUUUGGCUGCUCUCCACCAACCUGUCAGUGACGCAAGCGGAGACUACUUAAAGGCAGAUUAGAGGCAGCAAGACAUUAAAGCCAACCUUCCUCCCUCCACGCCGCCGGUCCGCCCGCCGCGGCGCGCUACGAGUCGAGCGGGCCGGGCCGGUGGCGGCUGCCGAGCGGCCCCAAGCCCCGCAGAGCCGAGCCGAGCCGAGCCGAGCCGGGAGCCCCCGGCAGGGCUGCUGCCUCCAGCCGCCCUCCCGCCACCGGACUGCGGGCAGUAGAGACGGGCUGCUCUUCGGUUUGUUUUCCCUCCCCCUGAAAAAAAAAAAAAAAAAAUAGGAGGGGUGAAAGAAGGCAGAAGUGAAGAGAUCCCCUACGCUUGCCAAAGUCUUUGUCUCCGGAUGAACAGCGAUGGGGGAAUGGACUAUUCUAGAGAGGCUACUGGAAGCUGCCGUGCAGCAGCAUUCUACUAUGAUAGGGAGGAUCCUGCUGACCGUGGUGGUGAUCUUCAGAAUUCUCAUUGUGGCCAUUGUAGGGGAGACGGUGUACGAUGACGAGCAAACGAUGUUUGUCUGUAACACGCUGCAGCCAGGCUGCAACCAGGCUUGUUAUGACCAGGCUUUCCCCAUUUCUCACAUAAGGUACUGGGUGUUCCAGAUCAUCAUGGUGUGCACUCCCAGCCUGUGCUUCAUAACGUACUCCGUUCACCAGUCUGCUAAACAAAGGGAACGGAGGUACUCCACUGUCUUCCUUACCUUGGAAAGGGACCAGGAUUCAAUGAAGCGUGAGGACAGUAAGAAAAUCAAGAACACGAUUGUCAAUGGGGUGCUGCAAAACACUGAGAACUCCACCAAAGAGGCAGAACCAGACUGCUUAGAAGUGAAGGAAAUCCCCAAUCCUGCUAUCAGAACUACAAAAUCAAAGAUGAGGAGGCAAGAAGGCAUUUCUCGAUUUUAUAUCAUCCAAGUGGUCUUUCGAAAUGCCCUAGAGAUUGGAUUCUUAGUGGGACAGUAUUUUCUGUACGGAUUCAAUGUCCCUUCCAUGUACGAAUGUGACAGAUACCCUUGCAUUAAAGAAGUAGAGUGCUAUGUUUCUAGACCCACUGAGAAGACUGUAUUCUUGGUAUUCAUGUUUGCUGUCAGUGGGAUUUGUGUGGUGCUUAAUUUGGCAGAACUGAACCACUUGGGCUGGAGAAAGAUCAAAAUGGCAGUGAGAGGAGUACAGGCAAAAAGGAAAUCCAUAUAUGAAAUCAGAAAUAAGGACCUGCCAAGAAUGAGCAUGCCUAACUUCGGCAGGACUCAGUCAAGUGACUCAGCUUAUGUGUGAGGCUGUGACAGAACUGAAACACUGUGCCAGGUGGAACAGACCCAGAUACCAUUAGAGAAAGGUACAUUGCUUAGGCAAGCAUUUUAUCAAGCCACCAAGAAAGCCAUUAAGGUAUUGGAUCUCCACUUACUGAACUAGCUGCAAAAUGCAGCGCUAUAUAAAAGACUGAAAAAACAGCUAUAAAACCAUGCUUGACCUAGCCUUACAGCACAGCUACUAUUAUUCCUACUUUUCUUUCUAAUGAUUGGGUUUUAUCUGUCAGUGAAGCAGCUUUUUGGUCAUCAUUAGGAUGUUUACAGUUUGAACUGUCUGACUAAUUGUUGUAAAUGUGUAGAAUGUUCAUAUCAAAAACUCUGCAAGGAUAC